Trypanosoma cruzi is the source of this 480-nucleotide messenger RNA. RefSeq lists its product as uncharacterized. The record is from RefSeq and is a predicted model, not a curated record. The coding region runs from base 1 to 480 and encodes 159 amino acids. NCBI's taxonomy places the organism in Eukaryota, Euglenozoa, Kinetoplastea, Trypanosomatida, Trypanosomatidae. The transcript has a single exon.
AUGUUUCGACGAUGCGAGCGACGGUGCAUGAACCGUGGGCAUUUGAUGCCGACACCGUCAAAGUACUCGGAUAGGCCUGGCAUGUGGGGCCCAGGGGCGGGUCCGCCGAAAGACACUCUCGCUCGUCGGUCAAUGUUUUUUCGCAUGCUGGUGAUGAAUAAAAUAGGACGCUUGACGAAGCCAUUUCGUACCAAUCGUGUUCGAUGGAUUUGGCGCAAGACGCAGCUGCAAUUAUGGAAAACUUUUGUGAUGUCAAUGGUGUUUAUGUGUUUGUUACUCUUUGGGAACAUAUGGCUGUCUUUUGUGUACCAUGCCUACACGGUGGGCCCAACAACACCUGUUCUUGAAAGAAAAGUCCGUGAGCACCGAGUUUCAAAACAGAUUCUGCAAAUGGUGCGAGAGAGAGAAAAGGAAAUGGUGAAGGAGGAAGAGUUGGAUAGCGCCAAAAAGCUGUUAGAGGCUCAAAAGGCUUCAAAGUGA